Messenger RNA from Apus apus (common swift), 2744 nucleotides. It is a transcript of the gene GP1BA, whose product is annotated as glycoprotein Ib platelet subunit alpha. The transcript is spliced from 2 exons. The record is from RefSeq and is a predicted model, not a curated record. NCBI's taxonomy places the organism in Eukaryota, Metazoa, Chordata, Aves, Apodiformes, Apodidae. Gene Ontology annotation, molecular function: protein binding. The coding region runs from base 258 to 2390 and encodes 710 amino acids.
GACCCUCCAGCCCUACAGUCCAAAUGCUCCACAGUGACCUACAGGGCAGGGAAGUGGAGACAGCUUGGAACAGGCAGCAGGAGGAACCGCAAAACCGAGCUCCUUCCUCUGCCUCUAUCUCCUUCCCCGGUCUGCACUGCGGCUGCUCCCACAGAUGGUAAAGCUCCCUCAGCUCUCCAGAAGAGCCAUUCCUGUUUUUCCUGGCGAGCCAGAAAGAAAGGAUCCCUUGUCUACACCACAGACAACAAGCUAAGGCCAUGCAGGUCCCUGCCCUGCUCCUGCUCAUCCUCCUGGCUCUGCUGUCCACGGCCAGUGCUGCCCACCCUGGUCAGCCCUGCCCCUCGGAGAUGAACAAGAUCAAGGACCUGCUGGAGGUGAACUGCACGGGACAGGAUCUCAGCGCGGUGCCCCCGGGGCUGCCUGCAGACACGGGCAUCCUGCUGCUCAGUGCCAACCGCCUGGCCUCCCUCUCCACCGCUGCCUUCCUGCCCCUCGCCCAGCUGCAGGACCUCGACCUGUCCUACAACGGGCUGGUGGCUCUGCACACCGGGCCCCUGCUGCCCUCCCUGAAGGAGCUGCUGCUCUCCCACAACGCGCUGGGGACCCUGCCCGCCCUGCAGGGCCUGCCUGAGCUCACCCGCCUGGCCCUGGCCCACAACAACCUGGCAGAGCUGGCCCCGGGGGCUUUCCGUGCCGUGCCGCGGCUGCAGGACCUGGACCUGCAAGGGAACCAGCUGCGGACGCUGCCCGAGGAGGCCUUUGCGGGGCUGAGGGCACUCAAGGACUUGGACCUCUCAGACAACCUCCUGGAGGAGCUCCCCAGGGAGCUGCUGCAGGAUCUGCAAAAGCUGGAGACCCUCUGGCUCUCAGGGAACCGCCUGCAGACCCUGCCCACCAACUUCUUCCCCGAAGGGCACCUCUUUGCCUAUGUCUUCCUCACCGAGAACCUCUGGCACUGCGACUGCGACCUGCGCUACCUGAGGACCUGGAUCCAGCAGAACGAGGGCAGUGUCUAUCAGCCAGAGCGGGGCCUGGAGAUGUCAAAGGUGGAGGUUGCCCCGGAGAAGGUGCUGUGCUACAGCCCCCCCGAGCAUUGGCAGAAGCCCAUCAUCCACUUCAAGCCCAAUUGCGGCAACGUGGGGGACACAGAUGAGGACGAAGAAUAUGAUUAUGAUUUUAGGGAAGAAAAGAUGGAGAAAACUCCCAUAACCACCUUCCUCCCCUCACAUCCAUCCCUCCCCAAAGAGCACACUACCGUGCCCCAUACCCAGCCUCCCCUUGCUACCACAAGACCUCCUCUCAGCACCCCUUGUAGCUCCACCCUUGUCCCAAGCACUUUGCUUGCAACACCGGCAAGCACCAGAGCUCCCAGCACUACCACUCCUGCUCCAGCCAGUCCCACCAUCACAGCUUCACAGCCCCCAGCCACCACCACCAGUCUCACUGCUGCUCCUGCCAGCAUCCCACACAGAUCCACCACCCUUAUUUCCACCACCUCACUGCCAACCACUAUGAGUACCAGAUCUCCCAGCACCAGCAGCUCUCCCCAGACCACCCUUACCACCAACACUACCAGCACCUAUGCCAAUCUCGUGGUGUCCACUGGUGCAUUUUCCCCCACUUCCACAGCAGUAUCUUCUACUGGCAUGCCAGAGGCCUCUUCCAGUGCCAGGUCUUCAGAUCCUUCUCUGACAUCGCCCACUUCAAUGGUCUCCACCGCCAUGCUUUCCACUCCUGCCCCAACACCACCAGCUCCCCUGGAGACCACCCAACCUGCACCUCUGGCCCUCUGCCCGUGUUCUACCCCAGAACUGGCCAUACCUGUGCUGCGCUCACGGGCAGGUGGGGAGGCUCCACAGUGGGGACAGUGGGUGCUGAGACAUUGCUGCCUGUUGCACUGGGUGCUCUACCUGGCUGCCUUGAUUUUCCUGGUCCUGUCUGUGCUGGCUCUAGCAGGCUGGCUGGUGUGGAUAUGUCUGGUGGGAUGGCCCUCCUGGCGCAAGUCCCUGGAGGGCCAAGAGAUGCAGCAUCCUCUGCUGAGGUGGAGGAAGUCGACAGGAAGCCCUGCCAUGCAUCUCAGCAGCUUCCAAAGCCCUGUCCAGCGCCCCAUGUUCUGUACCAUCAAGGAAGUAGAGCUGUGCCCUGAGGUCACGUAUUGCACGAUUAAAGACCUGGGAAUACAGCGUAGUCCUCCUGCAAGUUCCUCCUUCUGCACAACAAAGGAGCUGUGGAUCCACCACAAGCAUCUGAACACUUCGUUCAAGUCUUUCUCCAGGAACCUGAUGGUCACUGACCUCGGCUCCCUGAGGGCCCCUUCUGUGUACAGCCUGGACAGGGGUGUCAAGGCCAUUGGUGAUGUCAGAGUGAAAUAUGCUGGCAACACCUUAUAAAUGCUUCUGAAUGUUCAGAGAAAGAGGUGGAGGUUUCUGCUUCAUAGUUUAGUGAGGAAAGAUCUGCUUGCCUGGGGGAAGCUGUCCAGCUCCUCCCCCUCAUAAUACUCUCCCACACCCAGAGCUUCUAGAUCAGCACUAAUUACUUGGGUACUUGUUGGGGGCAGAGAAGGUUUCCUGGGCUGGUCAGUGACCGUUUGGGACUGACACUGCCUCUUUCCAGGGUGCCUGUGGAACACGGAGCUCACUUUCUGCCCCAGCUGCUUUUGUUCACAUGAUGCACGUAGUGAUGCGUUCAACUACCAACUUCGUGCCAGGCUGUUCAUCACACAAUAAAUACUCUCUUUGCCUAAA